UUUAGUUUAAUGUUCGGUAUUCCGUCUGGGCACGUUGAACUCAUGGAGAAUAGACCGUGGUGAAGGUGCUGGGAAGCUGGGCUUUGAUUAAAGCUUUGCUCCAAGAAUUCAAGCUGGAUAAGCUUCCUGACUACCUCAGAGAUACAGUUGAUUGGUUUAUGGGCAAGGCGCGCCGGAAGGACCGCGAGAGCUCGGCGCCCUCGCAGGAGGAGCACAAGCUGUACCUGGAGGAGGCGGUGCUAGAGCGGAAACACAGCGACACCGACCUCCGCCAGCUGGUCGACCUGCCGCCCGGGCUUGGCUACAACGAGUGGCUAGCCUCUCACACGAUCGACUUCUUCCAGCACAUCAACCUGGUGUAUGGCACGAUAUCCGAGUACUGCACCACGUCCUCGUGUCCGGACAUGAACGGACCAUGCCAGAGGCAAUACUUCUGGGUCGACGAGAGGGGAAAGAAAACAAAGACGACAGCACCUCAGUACGUCGAUUACGUGAUGACGUACAUCCAGAAGACGCUUAACGACGAGCCAGUAUUUCCCAGUAAACCAGUGAACGACUUCCCGACGGACUUUGAGGUGGUGGUGCGCCGCAUCUUCCGGCUGCUGUUCCACGUGCUGGCCCACAUCUACCACCACCACUUCCGCGAGGUGAUGUUGCUGACGCUGCACGCCCACCUCAACUGCAUCUUCGCCCACUUCACACUCUUCAACGAGCGCUUCAAGCUCAUCGACGAGAAGGAGACCGAGGUGCUGCACGACCUGGUGGUGGCGCUGAAGCUGGCGCCGCGCGCUUCGGCCGCGUCGGCCGCGUCGGCCGCGGCUGCGUCGCCGCUCGCCGCUGCCAGCCGCCGCCGACGGCGACGAGAACAAGGAGAACAUUGACGUGGCGAACGGUCGGGCGUCGGGGGGCGACAAGGCGGAGAGCAUGGAGACGGACCAGCCGGAGCCGGACGGCCGGCCUGCGCCCGCCGAGCCCUGCCAAUAGUGAUACGCCCCGCUCUGCGCCGCGCCGCGCCGCACGCGUCUUACCCUCGCCUCGUCCGUGGCCGGAGGGGCCCGGCCCGCACGC
This is a messenger RNA of Pollicipes pollicipes, 1068 nucleotides long. Its product is annotated as MOB kinase activator-like 2. The transcript has 5 exons. Lineage: Eukaryota; Metazoa; Arthropoda; Thecostraca; Pollicipedomorpha; Pollicipedidae. The coding region runs from base 159 to 881 and encodes 240 amino acids. The record is from RefSeq and is a predicted model, not a curated record.